Messenger RNA from Clonostachys rhizophaga, 1254 nucleotides. The record is from the annotation of a GenBank genome assembly. NCBI's taxonomy places the organism in Eukaryota, Fungi, Ascomycota, Sordariomycetes, Hypocreales, Bionectriaceae.
AUGGUUGCCAUCAAGAACAUCUCCGUCGCCUCCGCCCUCCUCCUCGGCGUUGCUGACCAGGCCCUCGCCGCCCCUGUUGGCGCCUCCCUGGACACCCGAGCCCCCAAAGGCCGAUUCGGUGCCGCCGUCGGGCUGCUGAACACUGCCAUCCAGGCGGGUGGACAGGUCGGUGCUGCUGCUGCCGGCCGUCCCCGAGACCUCGAGGACGUCGAGGAGCGAGAUAUCGAGGAGCGAGCCCCCAAGGGCCGAUUCGGUGCCGCCGUCGGGCUGCUGAACACCGCCAUCCAGGCAGGUGGACAAGUAGGUGCUGCUGCUGCCGGCCGUCCCCGAGACCUUGACGAGCUCGAGGAGCGAGACAUCGAGGAGCGAGCCCCCAAGGGCCGCAAGCUGGCCGCUGGCGUUAAGCUCGGAAACUCCGCCAUCCAGGCCGCUGGCCACGUCGGUGCCGCCUUUGCUGGUGCACCUCGUAGUCUUGAACAGCGAAGCCCCAAGGGUCGCAAGCUGGCCGCCGGUGUCAAGCUCGGUAACUCUGCCAUCCAGGCUGCAGGCCAAGUAGGUGCUGCCUAUGCUGGCGCUCCUCGCUCCCUUGAGGCUCGAUCCCCCAAGGGUCGCAAGCUGGCCGCCGGCGUCAAGCUCGGAAACUCCGCCAUCCAUGCCGCAGGCCAACUCGGAAACUCUGCCAUCCAGGCUGCAGGCCAAGUAGGUGCCGCCUAUGCUGGCGCUCCUCGCUCCCUUGAGGCUCGAUCCCCCAAGGGUCGCAAGCUGGCCGCCGGUGUCAAGCUCGGAAACUCUGCCAUCCAGGCUGCAGGCCACGUCGGUGCCGCCUUUGCUGGCGCACCUCGCAGUCUUGAACAGCGAAGCCCCAAGGGUCGCAAGCUGGCCGCCGGUGUCAAGCUCGGAAACUCCGCCAUCCAGGCUGCAGGCCACGUCGGUGCCGCUUUUGCUGGUGCGCCUCGCUCCCUCGAGGCCCGAGCCCCCAAGGGCCGCUUCGGCGCCGCCGUCGGGCUGCUGAACACUGCCAUCCAGGCCGGUGGACAGGUCGGUGCCGCGGCAGCUGGCCGCCCCCGCGAUGUCGAGGACGAGGACCUUUACGCCCGCGACAUGGAGGAGGACCUCGACGAGCGCGACCUGGAGGAAGACCUCGACGAGCGCGACCUGGAGGAAGACCUCGACGAGCGCGACAUUGACGAGCGCGACCUCCUCGAGUACAUCUACGCUCGCUACCUCGAGGAUGCCGAGGAGUUCGACGCAUAG